Molecule: messenger RNA, 1767 nt
Organism: Orbilia oligospora ATCC 24927
Lineage: Eukaryota; Fungi; Ascomycota; Orbiliomycetes; Orbiliales; Orbiliaceae
Exons: 3
Coding region: 1-1767 (588 amino acids)
Biological process (GO): regulation of transcription by RNA polymerase II
Cellular component (GO): transcription regulator complex
Molecular function (GO): RNA polymerase II cis-regulatory region sequence-specific DNA binding; DNA-binding transcription factor activity, RNA polymerase II-specific
Source: RefSeq, a predicted model, not a curated record
AUGAGGAGCAGAACAAAGUCUAUCUACGGUGUUGAGGAACUCCAAGAUCCUCAAGAAUCUUAUAGAGAAUACCGUCAGCGACAAAGAAGGGGAGAAAGCAACGGUGCUGAUGGCGAGUCAGUCUGGGAUGACGAGGUUGAGGAAGCUUUCUUCGAAGCUCUCGAACUUUUCCCUCCACAGGGCCGCAGAAAGCUUACCGUUGACGGCAAGCCAUGCGGCAGGAACGAACUGAUCUCCAAAUACAUAUUCAUGAAGACUGGUAAGGAGAGAAAGAGAAAGCAGGUCUCCAGUCACAUCCAGGUGUUGAAAGGUCUCUUGAAGCAUGACCCAAACUUUAUGCGCCUUGUCGUAGCCGAAGACCAAGACACUAUUGACCGAACCUUUGACGAGAAGACUUUGAGCCAGCUUGCUAUCCUUUCUGAUUCAAGCUUGCCGUCGUCUCAGCAAAAGUACAAGAGAUAUUCCAGCUCGACUAUUGCGAGCAGCUCGGCCUCUCCAACUGCGUACAGACCACCUAGCCAAAUCUAUGACAGCUAUCACACAUCUUCUCCAACUAACAGUCUUACAUCCAGCAACAAGUCACUCAUCAAGCCAUACAGCCUUGAGAUGUGGUUGGGUCAAGACUCUAUGGAUAAGACCAACUACUCUAGGCAGCAUCUUCACGACUAUACCAAGCUGUACAAUCACGAAUAUGGCCUCAACCCCACAGUGCUAUCUAGCAUCCCAAGAUGGGAAAACAAGUUCCCAUACAUUUCUAAGCUUGCAUCUGAGGGACAGCUCAGGUGCCCUGUUGUCCACAUCUCUAGCUCUCUGCGGACCAUGACACAGAGGCCCGACAAUAUGGUUUUCUGGGCACCCUUCGAGGCGAGCUUCUGCAAUGAAACAUAUUAUGACCACGGCUUUACGGUCAUUACCAGGUUCUAUGUGUCUGGAAGCAGACUUUCAUCCAUCCAAGAGGUCGAAGAGCCCGCCUUGAUUGUCACUGACCCUCAGACCGGCGCUAAGAGGGUCAAGAUGUCCCUUAACCCGAAUUUCUGGUCCAUGUAUUUCAACAACCUUGUCAACGAAUUAAUGGAGCCACUCGGGGCCGGCGAGGAUCCAGAACAUGAGAUGAGAAGGCGGGAAAAGAAUUCCGCAGAUGUCAUCGGCAACUUGACCAUGAUUCAGGAAAUCUUCACUUGGAGAUCGACAGACCUAGAAGUCGCCAUUUCGGAAAAUAAAUUGGCAACCGGAGCUCAUGAUUACGCUAAGCAAAGAGCUGCCUUGUUUAUCUGGGACUUUACCAAGGCCGAACGUGAAGAGGCCGGAGUUACUUAUUGGAGACCAGUCGUGGUCGAUGAGACACUCAGGCACGAUUAUGGCUACAACAGGCAUUCUUUCGAUACCCGCCAGCUUCCAAGCUACACCCCAGCUAUCGGACAGUGGUCCAACAGCUCCCCAGUCGAUAAUUAUGCGCCAUCAUACCACCAGUCCACCCCACCACUAGGUUACCCGCAGACUCCAUACGAUGAGCCGAAUUUCCCUCAAAAUUUCCCGGAUAUGUCUAUGCAGUCCACAGUUCGAUACUCCCUUGGCCAGCAAGACCAGCCCCAAAGCAAGCCAGGCGUUGAAGAUCUUGGUGUUGACUACUUCCAAAAUUACGAUCAACUGCCUCCUUUCUCAUAUGCCACGGUUGCAGAGCAUCCAGAACUUCUUUCACAGUGGCCCCAACUUCCCGUCCUAGCUGGCGAGGAACACCUCGAAGGUGGGAUGGGCAAUAUGCAGUAA